Messenger RNA from Striga hermonthica, 1470 nucleotides. The record is from the annotation of a GenBank genome assembly. Lineage: Eukaryota; Viridiplantae; Streptophyta; Magnoliopsida; Lamiales; Orobanchaceae.
AUGUCACGGGCACCGAUUUAUCCUACCCUUUCCGAAUCGUUGAAAUUCGGAUUCAGAAGCUCGCCUAAUUCGCCCUUCUCUACCCAUUUCGAGACUGAGACACUCCCCACAUUGGCCGACACUUCGGACCAGCAAAGUUCGGCUGACAAUCUUUCAUUAGCCACACCAUGUUCUCCACCAAAUUUAAGCAGCAAUAGCAUAAGAACCCGUCUUUUGGAAUUGGAAAGUGCUCUCAUGGCUCCGGAUGCCGAUGAAGACAUCACCUCGACAUCAUCAAAUCCAUUUCUUGGCGAAAACAGUCCUUCUCAAAUAAAAAAUCUUGCCAUUUUACACGAUUUUCGUCCGAACAACCUCAAACACAUCCUCAUCGAAUGCGCAAAGGCCCUCCACGAAAACAAACUCGUCGAAUUCGAGCAGCUAAUCGCGCGGGCCCGCUCAUCCGUUUCCAUCACUGGAGACCCGAUCCAGCGGCUCGGAGCCUAUCUAGUCGAGGGUCUAGUCGCGCGCAGGGAAUCGUCCGGCACCAACAUUUACCGAGCCCUCAGGUGCAACCUACCCGACAGCAAGGACCUUCUUUCUUACAUGCACAUCUUGUACGAGGUCUGCCCGUACCUUAAAUUCGGCUACAUGGCAGCCAACGGGGCGAUAGCCGAGGCCUGCAGGGGCUCGGACCAAAUCCACAUCAUUGACUUCCAAAUCACACAAGGUACACAGUGGUCGACCCUUCUGCGGGCCCUUGCGACCCGACCCGGCGGCCCGCCCGCGGUCCGCAUCACGGGGAUCGACGACCCGGUCUCAAAAUACGCACGUGAGGACGACGAGCUGGUGGCCGCCGGCCGACUUUUAUCGUCACUCUCCGAGAAAUUUGGGAUACCGAUCGAGUUUCGACCCUUACCUGUAUUCGCCCCAAAUAUUAAACGGGCCAUGCUCGAUAUCCGGCCCGGUGAGGCCAUAGUGGUGAAUUUUCCGCUGCAGCUGCACCACACGCCGGACGAGAGCGUGGACGUGUCGAACCCGAGAGACGGGCUUUUGCGGAUGGUGAAGUCGCUUUCGCCGAGAGUCGUGACUCUGGUCGAGCAGGAGUCGAACACGAAUACGGCACCAUUCGUGCCGAGGUUUGUGGAGACUUUGGAUUAUUACUCGGCUGUGUUCGAGUCGAUCGAUGUGGCUAUGGCGCGGGAUAAGAAGGAGAGGAUAAACACGGAGCAGCAUUGCCUUGCGAGGGACAUUGUAAACAUUGUGGCGUGCGAGGGGAAGGAGAGGGUCGAGAGGCACGAGCUUUUCGGGAAGUGGAGGAUGAGGUUCGUGAUGGCCGGUUUUCAGCAGUUACCGUUGAGCGGGUACGUGAACUCGGUGAUCAGGGGUUUGCUCGGGAGUUACUCGGAGCAUUACACCCUGGUGGAGAAGGAUGGGGCAAUGCUGCUGGGAUGGAAGGGGAGGAAUCUGGUGUCGGUGUCGGCUUGGUGCUGA